CCCGAGAGCCACCAGAGGGCGGCAGGUUGCAGCACUUUCACUAACCAGGAGCGUCUGGUUGUUGUUGCUGCUGCUUUGUGUGUAAGUUGCAUCGGCUCUGAGAGCAGCUAUUCACGGACCGUGCGCCGCAGACACCGCCGCUCUCCUCGUCGACAACUCUGUUUGCCUGAGAGGUUUCAACACAUUGGCACGUCGCAGCUGCGGGACUUGUCAACUCACCGUCUACCGGCGGAAAUUCGAAGCCCGCGAUGUUCAAUCCGCACAUCCAUCAGCAGCAGCAGCAGCAGCAGCAACAGCAGCAGCAGUUUCAACAGCACCUCCGGCAGCUACAGCAACUUUUCCAGCAGCAGCCCCCGCCUCCCCCGCCGCCGCAGCCGCCUCCGGGUCAUCAUGUCGCCCAUCACCACCACCAGACGCAGCGAGCCCUCCCUGGGCCUCCCCAGACAGCCAAUUCUGCCAGGAUGGUCAACCUGUGCCAGGCGACCCAGACUACCAUCCUCGCCCCCAAUCCCAUGCUGCAGGGGGCCCUACUGAUGCAGCAGAUGCAGGGUAAUGCUAUGCGGAACUUUGGGAUGGGUGGGCAGCAGUUCCGUCAGUUCUUCACAGCUGGGUCCAGGUCGUCUCUGCUGGGGCCGGUUCCCAUGGGCAUGGCCAUCAACUCCCCCAUCAUGGGUUUCCCAGCUGCACGAUCAUUUCAUCCACACGCUCGCUACUACAACAACAACAACAACAACACCAACAACAGCAUCCCCACUACAGCCCCUUCCUCCUUCUCUUCAUCCACCAUCACAGACGUCGUGGCUCGCCAGCCAGACAGGAAGCAUGACAGCGAGCAGGUGGCAGCAGGGAGCACAACCGAGGAACCGGCUGAAAAGACUGAAUCAGUGGCAGGAGUAGACGGGCCUACACAGAUUUUGGAGGGGGAUCUUGACGAACCUGCAGUGAAAAAGCAGAGGAUAGAGGGGCCAGAGAUAAUCACUAUUGCAGAUGCUGAGGCAGAGGUUCUUACUUCAGUUUCUAACGGCAACACAUUGGAGAGACGUUCUGAAGAUUGCGCCAUUCUGGGAGAAGGAGGUUCUACGGGGGAAUCGGAUGUUGUCGAGAUGCUGGAGGAGAGCAGAGCUGAAGAGAUGCACAGCUGCUUGUCUGCCCCGUCACCGUCUGGCAGGCUGAGUGAAGAUGACCAGCAGGUUAAUUUACCCCCGGAGGAGAUGCUGCAGGGAAAAGAUGACUCCUUGGGUUCAGCAGGCGACCAGGAAGAAGGGGAGGAAGGUGUCGCGGAGGGCGCCAACAAGUUCUACUGCUACCUCUGCAGCAUUACCUGCCACAACCAGCAAAACUUCAGGAGUCACAUGAACAGCGUCUCCCACCAGCAGAGGAUGAUGGAGAUCCAACACAUGAGCAACGCCUGUCUGGUCACACUGCUGCCACGAGUGCAGGAGUCUCUACAGGGAGCAAACAAAGAUGGGGAGAAAAAAGCCGACUUGAAGCAUUGGUGUGCCACCUGUCACACCCACUUCACCAGCAGCAUCAUGGACCACCGUCGCACCGAGGAGCACAAACUUGCCAGUAGAGCAGCCAUCUCCUCCUGCACGGUCUGCAAGAAACACUUCAGGACCGCUCAGAUUUUUGUGGAGCACUUGCAGUCCCAGGAGCAUAAACAGAAAAUGGAGAAGCUGCAGGAAAAGGAUGGCUGUGAGGCCUUGGCCAAGCUGACUGCCAUGGACACGGACGGCUUUUCAUUGGAGGAGGAAGAGGAGGAGGAGGAGGGCAGUGAGGUGGAAGAGAGACAGAGGAGUGAUGGAGACCAAGAUUGUUCUGAGAAACAGGAUGGCUGCUCCGCCGUUAAAGAGGUGACUCUGAAGAACAUGACCAGUGACGAGCAGUAUGACCCAGACACGGUCUACGGGUCCAAUUUCUUGGUUCCAGUCGCAGGUUUUAUUUGCAGACUCUGCAACAAGUUUUACCACUUUGAAUCCUCUUCCCUACACACCCACUGCAAGUCACUGAUGCACUUCGAGAACCUCAAGCGGCACAGAGCGUCACACAGUCAAAAGGGCAAAGCUGCAGAAUCUUCCAGAGAAUGUCUCCUAGCAACAGACGGCCUCAGGCCCGUUACAGAAAGCACCACAGACUUGUCAGAAGAGAAUUCCCUCUCCGAUGACACAGGUGCAGUGAUAAACGUGAACUCCAUGCAGCCCAAAAUUGCACUUGCUCGAUUGGAAAUGCAGACGGAAGACCGGCAACGUGAGAAUGAAUCGGAACCCAAUCCGGCUUCGCAGGACGCCUGCACCACCUCCGCGACCUGCGCCGGCAGCACAGACCAAGACCUUGGCCUACGCAGCCAAGAGGAAGAGACCCCAUCCCAGGCAUCUGUACUCCAGGAGAGUCCCGCUGAGCUUCCCGCCGGCGGCAGAGAGGAGCCGGACUCCGAGCCGGCAGCUGCUGUUGAGGAUGCUAAUGAAGAGGAGGAGGAGGAGGGGGAAGCUCCUGUGCGCCCGGGGAAAAAGAACAGCACAAGGAAGGAAAAAAGCACAGCCAAACGCAGGUCAGGGAGGGCCGCAAGCAGGCGCUGACACAAAGAGGCGACGCGGAAAGACAGGAAACCGAGUACGAGCUCCGGACAUGGGAUGUGUCACGAUGUGACGAGGUGCUUUCAUCAAACAGCGACCAGGACACACACAGGCCAGCCUCUCUCUCUACACAUUGGAAAAUUAAACAACUCGCAGACAAAGAGGAAGACUGUUGAUGGUGAAUUGUGGAACGUGACUUGUUCGGUCAUGUGAGUUGCUCUUGCAGGGUUGAAUAUUAACGCUUGACUGAAAUUGUGGGUUGCGCAGCCAUACUGAAUUAAAUCACAGCUAUGACCAUGAGAUCAUUAGAAAGUCUGAACGACAGAGGCUCAAAACAAACCUCUGUUCAGUAUUGACACAUUGAUAAUGCAUUUAUGUAGCUUGAGCUAAAGAUAACUACACUUUUAAAUGAUAAGCUUAUUUUGGAUACCCACUAAUGAAUCCAGCACCACGUUAUUCUCUGUCUUGCUUCUUCACAACAUACAAAUAUCGAAGCAAGUUUUGAAUAUGUGGCGUGUUCACGUUGGUAAAGUCUGUAUACUGACAUUAGUUUGUAUUCGAUGGACACUGCUCCGCGACAGGUGCAAAACACAAAAACAGAUUGUGAAUAGAAACAAAAUUGCAGGUAAAUUAUCUUUGAACGCACCCAGGAAAGAGAAAAUUCGAUUAGAUCAUUUGAAAAAUAUUCAGAUUUCUUUUUGUGCUGUUUAAUUGGAAGUGAUAUUUCAAAGUCACAGUUAGAUUGACUUGCAUUGGCACAUUGAUCAUUUCUUAUUAGUAUGGAUAUGGAUAUUUUUCAGCCAGGACCAUUACCACCAUUGGAUGGAUUUGCCAUGGAUUUUUAUUAUGAGAUAUUUAUGGUCCUCGGCGGAUGAACCAUACAAAUUGUGGUUGCCCGCUGCAACCAGCAUUAUCCCAUCGAAUAUCGCAACAUCUGCAACAUGGAUCUAUACAGACAUUCAUGGUCCCCAGAUGAUAAUUCCUCUGAGGAUUAAUGACUUUUACCACGACCACGAGGUUCACGUUUGUUGCUUUGAGUAGUAAGGUCUCGAUAACUUCUAGAUGGAUUGCCGUGAAAUUUGACACACACACACACACACACACACACACACACACACACACACACACAUACAUUAGUGAUCCCUCUCAGGAAAAAAAUGUAAGAACUUUGGUGAUGCCAGACUUUUAAUCUGCCACCAUCAUCCUUGUCAAAUGUAAAAGUUGUUCAGUAAAUUAGUUUUUGACUAAAUACUCAAAACCAUACUGGUAUUUCCACGAGUCUCCGCUGUACAUGUCAGAUGUACAGUACAAAGCAAAGCUGUAGAAUCAUGGUCCUGUUUGGACUCAAAGCAAGUAGUGGUAGUAUGAUAGUGGGGCUUACUGGCUGAUUUAAAAUCAUUGUGAUAAAUACGGACUUUAGGAUUUGUGGUAUGACAUGAUUUUCUUUUUAUUGCACCCUCUGUAAUUACCUCUUUCUCCCCAAAAUGAACUGUGUCCAUGCUUUUUAAAUGUGGCUGUAUUUCAGAGAAGAACUGACUGUUAGCUCGUCUCACCGAGAAUGUUAAUCUCCCACCCGCUGUCCGUCGAGCAUCAGGAGGUCAACGAGGGCCGACUAGUCGUUAUUUUUGCAAAUUCUUUACAUCCCUGGAUGAAUGAUUGUUAACUUAUAAUAACCCCUACAAGUGUAGAGGACUGUGCGGGAGGCGAAGUGGAGACGUUCUCCACGUCGCUAGCCACGUAGCACACGCUUUUAGCGAACUGAAAUGUAGAAUGUAACCACAUUAAGUGUUUGAGCAGAUGACCGCUUUUGGAUUAAAAACGUGUUCCAAUAGUA
This is a messenger RNA of Scophthalmus maximus (turbot), 4407 nucleotides long. It is a transcript of the gene ciz1a, whose product is annotated as cdkn1a interacting zinc finger protein 1a. The transcript has 16 exons. Gene Ontology annotation, molecular function: zinc ion binding; nucleic acid binding. Gene Ontology annotation, cellular component: nucleus. Bases 249 to 2576 code for a protein of 775 amino acids. Lineage: Eukaryota; Metazoa; Chordata; Actinopteri; Pleuronectiformes; Scophthalmidae. The record is from RefSeq and is a predicted model, not a curated record.